AUGGCGGCUCCAUGUGGCUGCAUGUGUAAGAUAGGACCAUCCAUUCUCAAUGCUGAUUUAUCAUGUUUAGCUACUGAGUGUCUCAAAAUGUUGGACUGUGGUGCUGACUACUUACAUCUUGACGUUAUGGAUGGCCAUUUUGUACCCAAUUUGACAUUUGGUGCUCCUCUGGUAAAGUGUCUGCGAAAAAAGGUGCCAAACGCAUUCUUUGAUAUGCAUAUGAUGGUCGCAAAUCCAGAACAGUGGGUACAAGAUAUGGCAGAUGCUGGAGCAGAUCAAUACACAUUUCAUUUAGAAGCAACAGAAAAACCAUUGGAACUUAUACAACAAAUCAAACAAGCUGGUAUGAAGGUUGGAAUUGGGAUUAAGCCAGGUACGCCAGUAGAGGAUGUUUUACCAUUUGUAGAGCAUGUUGAUAUGGUUUUGGUCAUGACAGUUGAACCAGGAUUUGGUGGUCAGUCAUUCAUGGCAGACAUGAUGACAAAGGUGGAAGUUUUAAGACAUAAACACAGACAGCUGGAUAUUGAAGUUGAUGGUGGCGUGGGACCCUCUACCAUAGAUGCAGCAGCUAGAGCUGGUGCAAACAUGAUAGUUUCAGGAAGUGCUGUGGUUAAAAGUGACAAUCCUAAACAAGUCAUUGCUCUACUCAGAGAACGAACAGAGAAAUGGAUAAAAGAAAACUAUGAAGCAGAAAGAUGACAUUGCACAGUUGCACAUUGUAGAUAUAGAGGACAUUAUAUGGGCUCAGAGAUUCAGGUUUACCUUCAAGGGUUGAGGGGAAGUCCCACACUUGAGUGCAGAAAACUAGAUUGCCAACACAAGAUCUGUAUCUCCAAAUAUUGUUUUGUGUAUAAAUUUUCCAUGAAAUUGAAUCRUCUUUUAAAUAAACUUUAUUGUCUGUCCAAUAAUGUAGUCAUUCCAUGGUAUUGUCCUUUUCACUUGUGAAAUUUUUCAAAAUUAAGAAAUAUACUGGGUACAUGUAUUUCAUGGAUAUCAUACCAAGAUAAAAUACUUGAUUCUGAUUGGCUGAUAAACUGUGAAUCUUUUCUUAAUUUGUGCAAUUAAUACCAUGCAUGCCAGAGUGCUCGCACUAAAUGAGUGAAAUAUAAAUACUACAAAAUAGGUGAUAAAUUAUACAAAUUCCUUUGUUUCCUAUUGUAUAAUCAACACUAUUUAAUAGUAGUAAUUAGAAUUGUACUAUUUGUUUCAGGCUUUAAGUGCAAGCACUCUAUUAUUUAAUUGCAUGAUUCUAUCCCAGAGGUCUUUGCAGCGUAUGUAUUUUAUAUUAAGAUAAUAUUAUGUUUGUAACCAUAAAAGAUUUUUUGAAAGAUAACUUUGCAAAUUUCUGAUUUUUUUUACUAGCCUGAUGUUUAGCUAAUCAUGUACUUCUACAGAAUAAUUUUAAUUGUUAAGAGUUGAAUAUUUUGUGUAGGUAUGAUUAUUAAAAGUAAAUACCACCUAAUUUUUCUCCAAGAAUUAAUCAAAAAUACUGCUUGUAUUUGAUGAAAGUGAGCUAAUACACUGUGCUUUGCACAGGUGGUACAUGUAUUAAUUCCCCCCUUCCCUCCUUUUUUGAAAAUUGCUGGAUUGGGCCCUGGCAAUCAGGAGUAUAUAGGAAACAAUACAAGUUGGUUCUUGUAACAUUUAUUACUUUAUUUAUGGUGCAUGGUGCCACUACAGACAUUUGAAAAAAAUUAUUAAAGCUGUCAUUAUUAUGAUUACAUUGGGUAGAAGAUAUGUGAAUUUUUAUCUUUUCUCAACAAAUAAGAUUGCAGAUCCAUUGACUGGUGUGUUAUUCAAAUAUGUUCUGCAUUUUGGUAACAAAUUAAAGCUAAGUAACAUGUAAUUUGAACAUACCAACUACCCAAUAUAUUSAUUUAUAGCUAUUUCAAAAAAACAUUGUCGGGGAGAACGGCGAUUGUCAAAGAGAGAUUGCAUGGCCGAAAGGGACUAUGGUUACACUGUUUUGAAGAACAAAAUUUCACUUAUUGGAUUCACCUUGCAGAGAAAUGGAGACUAGAUCCAAUGUUUACCACGGACCAUCUUACAGUACAAAUCAGUUACUAUUGCCUUCAACUACCAAAACCCAUGACUACUUUCAGUUGUGCAAUCGCUGUUYGACCACUGACAUUCGCCAUUUUAUCUGACAACCUUUUUUGAAAUAGCUAUAUUAUGUUACUGUUCAGAAUUUCUUCAAAUGACUGUGAUUAAAUCACUUACGAACACGUUAACUUUAAAAAGACAUAAAACUCCAAAAAUGCAUUACUGAGUGCUCUUCAAUUAUAGACAACAAUAGAUUGAGAAUGAAAUAAAUACUGUUGUGAGAUGUU
This is a messenger RNA of Exaiptasia diaphana, 2330 nucleotides long. Its product is annotated as ribulose-phosphate 3-epimerase. The transcript is spliced from 8 exons. Gene Ontology annotation, cellular component: cytosol. The record is from RefSeq and is a predicted model, not a curated record. Gene Ontology annotation, molecular function: metal ion binding; D-ribulose-phosphate 3-epimerase activity. Lineage: Eukaryota; Metazoa; Cnidaria; Anthozoa; Actiniaria; Aiptasiidae. Bases 1 to 699 code for a protein of 232 amino acids. Gene Ontology annotation, biological process: pentose-phosphate shunt, non-oxidative branch; carbohydrate metabolic process; pentose-phosphate shunt.